AUGGCUGUUGACUAUCAAGACACCGUGAAGGACGCCACCGCGAAGCGCGAGGCGGACCUGGCCCUGGUGCAGCAGAAGGUCACGGACAAGGCGGACCUGGAGUCGGACCUCAACGACGACCAGACGGACCUGGGGGGCAAGAAGAAGGAGCUGGUGGCUGCUGGCAAGUACACCGAGGACUUGCACCAGGCAGGUAACCCCUUCGAAGUGAUCAAGGUGGCGACAUGUUGCCAGGAGUGCGACUGGCUCUUGAAGAACUUCGAGCUGCGCGUGCAGGCACGCACCGAGGAGAAGGAGAACCUGAUUCGCGCCAAGACCGUCCUGGGCGGCAUGUACUCCCGGGGCCGGUGCGUGGUAGGCACCUGGACCAAGGAGCUGCCAGGUGCCUCUGCGCACGCCUGCGUGCUCCGCUGUGAGGACACGCCAGGUUGCCUGGGCGUCCUCUAUGGGGAGGUGGAGAGCGCGCAAAAGCCGCAGGUGCGCUGCUUCCUGGCGGGCGUCGGCAAGGACGAUGUGCUCAUGGAGUGCCGCGACAGGGAGGUUCGGGGCUACGCCUAG
This is a messenger RNA of Effrenium voratum, 558 nucleotides long. The record is from the annotation of a GenBank genome assembly. NCBI's taxonomy places the organism in Eukaryota, Dinophyceae, Suessiales, Symbiodiniaceae.